AUACGAUCUUUUAUUCUUUAAUUAUAAUCCCAAGAAUUCGCGUUAAACCACCGUGGAGUAAUUACAUGUUACAUAUUUCAGAUAAAAAUGUUUAAAGUACAAUGCUAUAAAUAAUGAAAACGAAAUAUGUGAAACUUUCAAUACCUAAAAUGUGUCCAAUUAUGGUGUUCACCGCUAAAAGAACGAAAUAAUUAAUAAUAUGUUCAGAUUAUAUUUUGCUUAAAUUAAAAAAAAUGGAAAAUGACGCACAAAUACAGUUGCCCCAAAAUUCAAAUGUUGAUCAUUCCAAUGAAAAAUUAAAUGUGAAUCGAACUAUUAAAAUUUUGGAAUACAAGGGAUUACUUUGGACAUGUGCUCUGAGGGAAAUAUGUCUAAUUGCGCUCUGGCUUCCGCUCGGUGCAUUAGUAUUUUGUUACGUGACUGCAUCUAUAUUUCAAGCAGAUGAUAUACACGAAACGCACUGUAGAGUUUAUAACGUAGUGCCAUCGAUAAGUGCUAUAACCGGUAUCAGUCCCCAAAGAUAUGUAUGGAGGAUAUGUAUCGCCUACCAUUUAGGACCAAGGCUCUUAAUAGGAUCUUUGUAUUACAACUAUCAUAAAGAACGCACUUCGCAUAUCACGGAAGAGAAGGUCCGCAAUCAAGCAACAAAACUAGGCGAUGCGUGUUACUGGCUCAAUUUAUUAGAGUUAUUCGCACUCACAGGAGUGACGUACGUUUCGAAUAGAGAAAAUUAUUUUGUUCAUGAAAAAAUAUUCAUAGUGUUUAUGGUCGCUUCCCUUCUGCAUAUGCUGUGUCGAGCCAGGGUGGGUAGUAUCGGCAGCGAGACGGUGGAACCCGUCAGGACCAACAAGCUGGUCUGGAUACUGUUCUAUCUCGCAAUUGCAGCUACCAUCGGACUUAUUAUAUUCUUUCUCCGCCACCGCUUACUAUGUCGUCCAUUGGCGUUCACCUGGUUUUCAAUAUGCGAAUACAUUUUAGCGACGACGAAUAUGGCCUUCCACGCAAUCGUAGUGCGCGAUCUGCCGCUACAUCAAAUCCAAGUUGUGUGUCCAGACCGCCAAAAAGUGAACUAAAACUAUGCAACUUGUCUAUGCAUACUACAUUGACAUACCAGUAAAGAAAACAUGACAUUAAAAAUGGCGGCAAAAGGCACUAUUGCUAAACGGUGCUAUCUGCAUCGGUUCUGCCAAAUGUAAUACAUCAAAUUAUCCUAUUUAUGGAGUUAAUUAAGUAUUGUAGAUUAAUAGAAAUAUACAAAAAUUGUUUAUAAUAUAUUCUAUUGCAGUUAUGUUUGAUGUUCAUCGCAGCACAGAAUUUUUAGAGCACAUAAUUGAAAAUGGCGCGCAAUUGUUCUAGUUAUUAAUAUGGUUAACGAUUGGUGAAUAAUAGGAAAAAAUAGCUGUUAUAUUAGUUCGUAUUUAAUAUUUAUUUAUCUUAAUUAGAUGCGAUCUGUUUAAUACUUUUAGAUGAUAGUAAUUUGUAAUAUUGUUAACUAUUAGAAAAUUAAUUAUAUUAUAGCAUUUUAAUUAAGUCAAAAACGUGUCAAUGGAUACAGUAUUAUAGAAGUACAAUAUAAAAUAAUACUGCCUUAAAUUAAAUCGAAUGUGAAUUAUAUUGAAAUGAAAUACAUAACUUUAAGUAUUGAAAAAUUACAAAUUGUUUAAAAAAAUGAAAUAGAGAAGUGGAGAAGGACCAAAAUUUUAAUGGCAUUAUUAUAUUUAAUAAAUUGUAAAAUAUGGAAACAUAUCUUUUGAAAUUUUAAAAAUUAAGACGUUUUUAAAUAUUCUAUUAAAACAUUUAAGCGAAUGUUUCAAACUGUAGACAGCUACUGCUGUAGUAUUUCUACUUUUUCUAAUAUUCCUACAAGUCUUAUACCAACGCAAAUCAAUAAAAUCAAACAUUUUCUAACAACGGCAUAUAAGUAAAUAUAUUGACAGGGUCGUAUUUUGAAACAACAAUUACUAUAAAAAGUAAACGGUGUGUCAUCGGUAGACCCUUAAAUUAUUUAUUUAUUGAAUGUUAAUUUAUUAACCCGAAAACAUUUCAAAAUUAAUCAUAUUACAGUUUCCAAUAAGAUACGUAUAUUUUGUUUAAAAAAAUCUUAGUUAUGUUUUAGGAGCUGUAGACAAAUUUCGAUGAAAAACGCCUUCGCACAAUGUAUAACUUUAAAAUAACGAAUAGUCGAGUUUCUGCAAAAGUAUUAUGUUGUUUGAGAAUAGUCCAAUCUAGAAUUAAAUUGCUAAAUUAAAUAAAAUAGAAAAGUCGAAAGUGAUAAUUUAAUUUCCUUUAAUAUAAUCGUCUUCUAUUUCUAUAAAAUUCGUAAUACUUACUGUAUACUAUAUUGAUUUAAUAACUAUUAGGUAUGUUACCAAAUUUGUUAUUUUGUUUGUCCUGCGAAACCAAAUUUUAGCUCAAACCAAUGAUACCAUACAUACGUACGAAGAUAAUACGUAUUUAAGAAAUAUUACUAUCGUAAUUAUAUAAGGUACCUUAUUUAUGAUAGAAGAUAAAAUUUAUAUUAUUAUUUUCGAUGUUUCAAACCGUAUACCUAUACCUAAACUUUAGCAAUACCUGU
This is a messenger RNA of Papilio xuthus (Asian swallowtail), 2575 nucleotides long. Its product is annotated as post-GPI attachment to proteins factor 2-like. Bases 234 to 1073 code for a protein of 279 amino acids. Lineage: Eukaryota; Metazoa; Arthropoda; Insecta; Lepidoptera; Papilionidae. The transcript has 6 exons. Gene Ontology annotation, biological process: GPI anchor biosynthetic process. Gene Ontology annotation, cellular component: endoplasmic reticulum membrane; Golgi membrane. The record is from RefSeq and is a predicted model, not a curated record.